Messenger RNA from Ipomoea triloba (trilobed morning glory), 4347 nucleotides. RefSeq lists its product as uncharacterized. Gene Ontology annotation, biological process: telomere maintenance; DNA repair. Gene Ontology annotation, molecular function: DNA helicase activity. Bases 1 to 4347 code for a protein of 1448 amino acids. Lineage: Eukaryota; Viridiplantae; Streptophyta; Magnoliopsida; Solanales; Convolvulaceae. The transcript has 14 exons. The record is from RefSeq and is a predicted model, not a curated record.
AUGAAGAGGUUGACAAAAUCUACAGUCAUAGGAUCUAAACGCAAGCAACAAGCAGACAACAAAGAAAAUGAAAAUUCGUUGGGUCAUGAGAAUAGCAAUCCAACACAACAAAGCCAGUUCUCAUCUUAUAAGACUUCUAGACCUUUUUGUGGAGUUUUUCAAGCAUCCUUAUCUACGCCUGGGAGCGUAUUAACUAAUGUAUGUUCAAAAGAAGUUAGUGUUCAUAACGUUAGUAAUCGCACACCCUUAUCUGCAAUCUCGAGCACCCCAACAGCAAACCAGGUUACAGAUUUAAGAAUGGAAUCCCUUACUCGUGCUCACACUCAUCAAACCGUUGUCAGUUCGCUGAAACCAAGUCUCCGUACUCCAAAUACUGUCUUCAAUAAUGAUUUAACAAUGGAAUCCCUUACUGGUACUCACACGCAUCACAGAGUAGGACGUGUACUCGAACCAAGUCUCCCUACUCCAAAUAGUGUCUUGACUAAUGAAAAUGUUGCUAAUAACGAACCACAUAUAGAGGCUGAAGUUGGUCCUUCUACAACACAUGCCGGUUAUACUGAAUGUAUCACUAACUUAAGCAAAAGACCAAGUAGUCGAUUAAUGAAUGCAAACAAUCCGUCUCCUUCUGAUUGCCGUAACCUCCACAACGACUUCAAUGAAUGUAGCGAACAGGAAGAUACUGUCACAGAUGCUCAACCUGUUGAUUAUGCCGACUUUGGUGAUGCUUGUGAUUCAUGCUUACAUUGUGGGGCACUAUUUUGGUACGAGGAAUGGUUGAACAAGUCAGUUCAUAACGGUAUUACUAAGUAUUCAUUGUGUUGUGGACAUGGAAAGAUAAAACUACCACCUCCCACAAAACCACCGAAAGAAUUAUAUGAUCUAUUUUUCACGGAUGGUCCGAAGAGAAACCAGUUCUUGCAAAAUAUCAGGUCUUACAACAAUAUGUUCUGUUUCACUUCAAUGGGUGGGAAAGUAGACAGGACAGUGAACAAUGGUGGUGGUCCACCAGUCUACCGUAUAAACGGCCAGAACUUCCACUUGAUCGGUAGUUUGCUUCCCAUGGAUGGUGCUCAACCUAAAUUUGCCCAAUUGUACAUUCACGACACCGAGAAUGAGAUCAACAAUCGGGUUGAUUCAAUAAGGCAUGAAAGCGGUUCAUCUUCUUUACACCUAGACGUGGUAAAUGACAUAAAAAAAGCAUUGGAUGACAACAAUGUGCUGGUUAAGUCAUUUAGAAUGGCUCGGUCUGAGAUUCAAAAUAACCCAAGAACUGAGGUCAAAAUGAGACUGCUAGGCAAGCGGAGCAAGGAUGCUAGGACCUAUAAUUUGCCUACAGUAUCUGAGGUUGCGGCACUGAUAGUUGGUGACCUAGAUCCAGACAUGGGUUUCCGCGAUAUUCUGGUGGAGUCAAAAACAGGGAAACUUAAAAGAAUCAGUGAACUCAAUCCUGCUUACUUACCUAUGCAAUAUCCUAUUUUGUUUCCAUAUGGAGAGGAUGGCUAUAGGGAUGACAUCCAAUUUGCAGCAGAUCGUAGUCAACUACUUGGAUCAAGGCAACGUUUAACACCACGUGAGUAUUUUGCUUUUAGGUUACAUGAAAGGAGAAGUGAACUUUCUACAUUAUUGCAUUCAAAGAGGUUGUUUCAACAAUUCUUGGUCGAUGCUUAUACAAUGGUUGAAUCUGGUAGACUUAUGUUUAUAAGAAACAAUCAGAAGGCAUUGCGUUGUGAACAAUACAAAGGGUUGUCUGAUGCAUUAUUUAGGGGAGAUGUAGACCCUUCAACCCAAGGGAAGAGAAUUAUCUUACCAUCAAGCUUUAUAGGAGGUGCAAGGUAUAUGAUACAAAACUACCAAGAUGCCAUGGCUAUAUGUCGUUGGAUAGGUUAUCCGAACUUAUUCAUUACAUUUACAUGUAACCCAAAGUGGCCUGAAAUCCAGCGGUUUAUUGAAGUCAGAGGUUUGCGGACAGAAGAUAGACCCGAUAUUGUUAGUCGCGUCUUCAAAAUGAAGCUUGAUAGUUUGGUAAAAGAAUUAAAAUCUGGAGAACUCUUUGGUCCCAUCAAAGCAUCGGAAAUUCCUGAUAUACAGAUUGAUAAAGAUUACUAUAAGGCUGUAGAAGAGUUCAUGGUGCAUGGUCCUUGCGGUGUUGCUAGAUUUAACUCACCUUGUAUGGUCAAUGGAAGAUGUACCAAAUACUUCCCCAAGAGAUUUGUUGAUUCAUCAAGUUUUGAUCAAGAUGGAUACCCUAUAUAUAGAAGGCGUGAUGAUGGAAGAACAAUAACAAAGAAUGGUAUUCAAAUGGACAACAGGAGCUCAUCAGAAGGUAAUGCAGUUGAGGUUGUUGAUGAGAUAAACAUGUACUAUGAUUGUAGCUAUGUUUCAGCGUCAGAGGCUACUUGGCGGUUAUUUAGCUAUGACAUACAGUGCAGAACUCCCGCCGUAGAGCGACUUAGUUUCCACUUGCCAGAUAGCCAAACAGUAUACUUUCAAGACGAUGAAGAUGUGGAAACCAUUUUGAAUCGACAGACCUUGGGUGAAAGCAUGUUUACUGAAUGGUUUGAAGCUAACAAGAAGUACUCUGAAGCUAGAUUGCUAAUUCGAGGACCUCAGAGUUUUGAAGACAUCAAAACCUACAAUGGAAAAGAGUAUAACACUUUUAAGGAUGCAUGUUAUGCCCGUGGCUUGCUAGAUGAUGAUCUUGAGUACAUUGAUGCAGUUAAGGAAGCUAGUGAAUGGUCUACUGCACAUUCUCUAAGAAAGUUGUUUGUCACGCUUUUACUGGCAAACACAAUGGGAAGGCCUGAAUAUGUCUGGAACGAGGUUUGGUCGUAUUUGGCUGAAGAUGCUCAAUACAAUCGACGGAAAGUAUUAAAUGAUCAAGAUUUGUUUCUAAACGACCAAGAAAAGAAGGAGUUUGCACUAAUACAGCUGGAAAAGUUGUUAUUAGUUUACAACAAGAGUUUGAAGGAUUUUCCAGACAUGCCUUUAGUCUCAGGAGAGUUGUCUCUUACCACGAACAAUAGGCUUAUCUUGGAAGAGUUAUCAUACGAUCGUGAGUUUCUUGCUAAAGAAAGUCAGUUACUUCGUGCUCAGCUCACAGAUGAACAAAGGUCAAUUUAUGAUGCUGUUAUUUCUGAUGUUUAUUCUAACAAGGGUGGAUUGUACUUUGUUUACGGGUAUGGUGGUACUGGCAAAACAUUUCUUUGGAGGGCAUUAUCAGCUUAUAUUAGAGCUAAAGGGCAAAUAGUUAUCAAUGUUGCAUCAAGUGGUAUAGCAUCUUUGCUUUUGCCUGGAGGACGCACAACACACUCUCGAUUUGCAAUACCUAUUUCAAUCAAUGAAGAGUCAACUUGCAAUAUUCAUCAAGGUAGCCAACUGGCAGAUCUCAUUGUUGCAGCCAAUGCCCAUAGGACUUUUGGAGGUAAAACAGUUGUAUUCGGAGGCGACUUUAGGCAAAUUUUACCUGUGGUGCCAAAGGGAUCAAGACAAGACAUUGUUUCUUCAGCUAUCAAUUCAUCAUACCUUUGGAAGCAUUGCAAAGUUAUGCGCCUAACAAAGAAUUUGAGGUUAAAUACUAUGCAACCUGGUUUGGAUCAACAACGGAUGGAACAAUUUGCAGAUUGGCUUUCUUCAAUAGGUGAUGGUACUAUUGGAGAAGAUAACGAUGGUUACGCUGAGGUUGAUAUCCCUUCUGAAAUGUUGUUGAAAUGUAAUGGUGAUCCUAUUGCAACUAUUGUUAACAGUACUUUCCCUCAGUUCAACGGUGGUAUAAUGGAUGGUAGCUGUUUUCAUAGCAGUGCUAUUUUAGCACCAACAUUACAAGUUGUCAAUGAAGUCAAUGAAUAUAUGUCGGAUUUGACUAUAGGUGAAGGGAAGACAUAUUUUAGUUCUGACACCGCUUGCAAAGCUGAUGGUACUUCUACUGUACUCGCAGAUGUCCAUACACCUGAAUUCUUAAACACUAUUAGAGCUUCAGGGUUGCCAAAUCAUGCUUUAACAUUAAAGGUUGGGUCACCUGUAAUGUUAAUGAGGAAUAUUGAUCACAGUCUAGGACUAUGCAAUGGUACUAGAUUGGUUGUUACAAGAUUAGCUGAACAUGUGGUUGAAGGAAGUAUACUUGCAGGACCAAAUGCUGGCACUAGGGUUUUGAUUGCUAGAAUGACGAUAACGCCAUCUGACACAAGAUUGCCUUUCAAGUUCAAUAGAAGACAAUUUCCUCUCAUGUUGUCAUAUGCAAUGACUAUCAACAAGAGUCAAGGGCAAACUUUGUCCAAUGUUGGUUUGAUACUUAGGAAACCAGUAUUUGUCCACGGACAACUAUANGUCCAAUGUUGGUUUGAUACUUAG